CAUGUCUUCGAUCGAUUCGAAAAAGCUGUAUGCAACAGAUGGCCCCGCGAAGACGCCUACUAUCGGAGAGCAACUUUCUCACAGUCCAGCAUAACACUUCAAGUCUCUCCUUAGCCUGUUCAAGAUGAUACCCUUACUUUCUUUCAUAGUUUUGACCUACCUCGCGUCCUUCUCCUAUGCUCUAGCGAUUCCCAUCCUAGAUCGAUUACCAUUUAGAGUACAGACCCAACUUGGGCGGAUCUUCUCCCCUGCGUCUAGAACACUUUGCGAUCCAUACGAGCAAUGGAUCCAAGACGAGAAGCAGAUCGCCUUGGACCGCCUCUUAGCGAAUGUCGCUCCCGGUGGCGCGAAUACGAAAUCCGCAGCCCCGGGUACCGUCAUUGCGAGCCCAUCGACUGAGAACCCGAAUUACUAUUACCACUGGAUUCGAGAUGGCGCGAUUACUCUCUCCACCACCGUCCCCUACCUCGACGCCAAAUCUUCCCUCUCCUCGCACGUCUUCGACAUCUUCGAUGCCUACAACCACCUCACCUACCGCCUGCAGCGCACCACCAACCCGUCCGGGCGCUUCUACGACCUGAAAUCUCUUGGCGAGCCGAAGUUCGAGGUGUCCGGCGAGCCAUUCACAGGACCAUGGGGUCGACCUCAACCGGACGGACCGGCCCUCCGCGCCAUAACAAUGAUGGAGUUUCUGACACAGUACAACCGCACCUACCCGUCCGUGUGGGGUACGGCUGCCGGGGCGGUUUGGUACCGGACGUUCUAUGACCCUCAGAUGCCUAGUGCAGUGCCGGACAGCACCGUCAAGGCGGACUUGGAGUACGUUUCGAAGUACUGGGGAUCUACCGGAUUCGAUCUGUGGGAAGAAGUGAAUGGACGGCAUUUCUUCACCGCGAUGGUCCAGCUCCGCGCGCUCAGGGAUGGCGCCAAACUCGCAGGCGCGUUUGGUGAUCCAGGAGCUGCAUCGUGGUAUUCCACGCAGGCGGCGCAGCUUCAAGACUUGAUUCACACGUUCUGGGAUGAGAAGCGGGGGCACUUGAUUAGCAUCCAAGAUACUCCGCGUAGCGGUCUGGACUGCAGUAUUCUCCUUGGCUCCCUCCAUGGCACCUCUCUCGACCAAGAGACCAACACUCCUUUCCCUCCCCACUCCCCCGAAAUCCUCCUUAGCCUCCUUGCCCUUCUUCGCGACCAACGCGCCAGAUUCCCCAUCAACUCCGUCCCGACUCCCUCCGCCGACGAAGAUCCCCUCCGCGCCGCCGGCAUCGGCCGAUACCCCGAGGACGCCUACAAUGGCUACGAAUCCAUCCCUGGCGCCGGCAACCCCUGGUUCCUCUGCACCAGCUCCGCCGCCGAAGUCCUCUACCGCACGCGCCAUCAAAUCACCCGCCACGGCUCUCUCACCAUCACCCAGCGCGGCCUGCCCUUCUGGAAUGCCGUUGUCUGGAACGCGACCGCGGGCGACCCAGACCUCCAACCGGGCGACUACGGCUGCACGACAGAUGCGGGAGGUCCAGCGUGUAAGACGUACGAGCAUGUCGUGCAGCGGCUCACGCAGGUUGCGGAUAACUUCCUCGGCGUGGUGAAGAGGCAUUCGGGGGCGCAGGGAUCGAUGUCGGAGCAGUUCGACAGGGUGACGGGGUAUGAGCGAGGAGCGAGGGACUUGACGUGGAGCUACGGGGCGUUUUUGUCGGCGGUUCGGGCGCGGGAAAUUGCUGCAUGAUGUCCGUCGGUGGAUAACGAACUACACGCACACACGACCUGAUGAUAUGAUUU
Eremomyces bilateralis CBS 781.70 is the source of this 1773-nucleotide messenger RNA. RefSeq lists its product as uncharacterized. Gene Ontology annotation, molecular function: glucan 1,4-alpha-glucosidase activity. Bases 125 to 1720 code for a protein of 531 amino acids. The record is from RefSeq and is a predicted model, not a curated record. Gene Ontology annotation, biological process: polysaccharide metabolic process. NCBI's taxonomy places the organism in Eukaryota, Fungi, Ascomycota, Dothideomycetes, Eremomycetales, Eremomycetaceae. The transcript has a single exon. Gene Ontology annotation, cellular component: fungal-type vacuole.